ACCAUCCCCAUCCCCAAUUCCUUAACCACACAAGCAGCGGGGUUGUUUUCUUUCUUCUUUCCUUCCAUUAUCCUUCGCCAGAGCUUCCAGUAAUGGAGCACCGAACGCGAAGCUGGGCCUUGGGCCUCAGCAUCCUGGGCUUCUUUGCCCUCCUCUUCUCUGCUGGCUUUGUCCAGCAGGCCCACGCCAAUGACACUGAGGCUAUGGGCACUGUUAUCGGUAUUGUAGGUUGCCCGCAUUUCCCUCCUCCCCCUUCCCAUCCCUCGUGUUGGGCAAAGCAUUCUAACAACGCUUCUUUGACAGGAUCUCGGAACCACCUACUCGUAAGUUACCCGUGCACGAAUUCGCUACCCGACACCAUCAUAAACACGAUCACCCCGCGGGGCAUACGGCGUUUGCUAUCAACCUCUACCACCAAUCUACGUCCCGGUUUCGACAAACGAUACACAUUGUCUUUUGGGGACAAGGAAACUAACAACCUCGUAGUUGCGUUGGUGUGAUGCAGAAGGGCAAGGUCGAGAUUCUCGUCAACGACCAAGGAAACCGUAUUACCCCGUCUUAUGUCGCCUUCACCGAUGAGGAGAGACUUGUUGGUGACGCCGCCAAGAACCAGGCUGCGUCCAACCCCCACAGAACCAUCUUCGACAUCAAGCGUCUCAUCGGUCGCAAGUUCUCGGACAAGGAUGUCCAGAAUGACAUCAAGCACUUCCCUUACAAGUAAGCUC
Messenger RNA from Neurospora hispaniola, 725 nucleotides. RefSeq lists its product as uncharacterized. The transcript has a single exon. Bases 93 to 500 code for a protein of 135 amino acids. The record is from RefSeq and is a predicted model, not a curated record. Lineage: Eukaryota; Fungi; Ascomycota; Sordariomycetes; Sordariales; Sordariaceae.